Messenger RNA from Erythranthe guttata (spotted monkey flower), 2667 nucleotides. RefSeq names its product U-box domain-containing protein 35. Gene Ontology annotation, molecular function: ATP binding; protein kinase activity. The record is from RefSeq and is a predicted model, not a curated record. Lineage: Eukaryota; Viridiplantae; Streptophyta; Magnoliopsida; Lamiales; Phrymaceae. Gene Ontology annotation, biological process: protein phosphorylation.
GGAGGUCCUGAAUUGGUUGGAGGUGGUGUGAAAAGAGAUUUUUUAAUUUGUUUUUGUCUUGUGCGAGAUUUUCCCCAAUUCGAAAAUGACGUAUCAGAAGGGGAAUGGGGAAAAGAAGCAAGAUAUGGUAGCAGUUGCCAUUGAUAAAGAUAAAGGCAGCCAAGCUGCAUUGAAAUGGGCUGUUGAUCAUCUCUUGGGCAAAGGCAAAACUGUUGCCCUCCUCCAUGUCAAACAGAGGACCUCUUCUGCUCCACUGGGAAGUCACGUUGCUUUCUCUGACAAUGACGGCAAAGUUGCGGCCGAUCAAUUCAAGGAACUCUUCCUUCCUUUCCGUUGCUUCUGCACCCGCAAGGACAUACAAGUCAAUGAAGUUGUAAUUGAAGAUACUGACAUUGCAAGAGCCAUUUGUGACUAUGUCAAGAACAACACGAUCGAGACCUUAGUGGUCGGUUCCACAGUCAAGAAUGGAUUUGUUAGAAGAUUCAAGACUGUUGAUGUACCGGGGAGUGUUACCAAAGGGGCACCGGAUUUUUGUACAGUGUACGUCAUUUCCAAAGGGAAAGUCUCGACCGUUAGAUCGGCCGUAUCAUCACUUUCAAAAGAAGCUCCUCGUUCUUCGCAGAACGCUAGUAGUAAUCCUACUUCGGGUCAAAAUGAUGCACGUUAUAUGCAAGGCAAUGGAAUGCGAGGUACUUCUGCAACCCAGUAUUCAUCCAACUCCAAGUCCACACUGGAGGAGACAGAUUCAAUCAAGUCACCUUUUACUAGAGGCAACUGCAAAGCUUCAAACCGAUCCUACGGAGAACUUUCGAUGCCCGAUAAUAUGGAUAUAUCGUUUGUGAGCUCAGUGAGGCCAAGCAACGAGCGCAUGUUUCCAUCUUUAGAGCAGGAUAUGAUGAUGGCUCCUCGUCUUUCAAACAGUUCGGAUACCGAGAAUCGGUUGAGUUUCGGAUCUCCGUUUUCUAAUGCCAGGUCAUCAGAUGCAAAUAACAGCUUCGGAGUAUGCUCGUCCAGCUCACAGGAAAGUGGGAACUUUUCUUGGUCUGGUUCUCAAAGCCUGGAUGAUGUCGAAGCAGAGAUGAGAAGGCUUAAGCAGGAGCUCAAACAGACGAUGGAUAUGUAUAGCACGGCUUGCAGGGAAGCACUCACAGCUAAACAGAAAGCAUUGGAGCUUCAUCGAUGGAAAGUAGAAGAACAACAGAGGCUCGAGGAGGCUCGAUUAGCCGAAGAAGCAGCAUUGGCAAUUGCGGAAAAGGAGAAAGAGAAAUGCAGGGUUGCUAUUGAGAAAGCCGAAGCUGCUCAGAAAGUGGCUGAACUCGAGGCACAAAAGCGAAUCAGUGCCGAAAGGAAAGCACUCAAAGAAGCUGAGGAGAAGAAGAAGGUUCUUGAUAAGUUGGCACAAACCGAUCUUAGAUAUCGCAAAUACUCCAUAGAGGAAAUCGAAACAGCUACGGAGUACUUCACGGAGUCUCGUAAAAUCGGGGAGGGUGGAUAUGGGCCUGUUUAUAAGUGCAACUUAGAUCACACGCAGGUUGCGGUCAAGGUUCUUCGCCCCGAUGCAGCUCAAGGAAGGUCACAAUUUCAGCAAGAGGUCGAAGUUCUGAGUUGCAUACGACACCCGAACAUGGUCCUCCUCCUCGGAGCCUGCCCAGAGUACGGCUGCCUAGUCUACGAGUACAUGGCCAAUGGCAGCUUGGACGACCGCCUCUUCCGCAGAGGCAACACCCCGGUCCUCCCGUGGCAGCUCCGCUUCCGAAUCGCCGCCGAAAUCGGCACUGGCCUCCUCUUCCUCCACCAGACCAAGCCAGAGCCGCUAGUCCACCGCGACCUCAAACCAGGGAAUAUUCUCCUCGACCGCAACUUCGUCAGCAAAAUCAGUGACGUGGGCCUAGCCAGGCUGGUCCCGCCAUCUGUCGCCGAUACAGUCACACAGUACCGCAUGACUUCGACAGCUGGCACUUUCUGCUACAUCGACCCCGAAUACCAACAGACUGGAAUGCUUGGUAUUAAAUCGGAUGUUUAUUCGCUUGGAGUUAUGCUGCUUCAGAUAAUUACGGCUAAGUCACCCAUGGGGCUGACUCAUCACGUGGAGAGGUCGAUUGAGAAGGGGACUUUUGCGGAGAUGCUCGAUCCGGAGGUUACUGAUUGGCCGGUUGAGGAGGCGUUGGUCUUUGCCAAGAUGGCGCUUAAGUGUACUGAGUUGAGGCGGAAGGAUAGACCGGAUUUGGGACUUACAGUUUUGCCGGAGCUUAAUAGAUUGAGAGCUUUGGCUGAAGAGACUAUGCCUAGUUUUUCGAUGAAUAUGAGCUCUAUGACUUCAGGUGGUCAGACCACUUCCCAUUCUCAUGUGAUUGAAACGCCGAAGAUGUAUUCGGAUUAUAACGGUGGGAAGGUGCGAUCGAUGGCUGGAUAUAUAGCGGAGAGAAAUCCGAUGGGAAAUUAAUUCCUAAUGCAUUUUUGUUGGUUUGAAAAAUGAUUAUGUAUUUGGUUUUAUCUAUGACUGCUUCUUCUCAGGGAAUAGUUCAUUUUUAUCCUCUAUAUAUCUUUAGUUGGUGCCGUAACAUGUCCAUAUAUAUAUCUAUACUAUGUUUUGUUUGUAAUACAACAUUUGAUAAACAAGCAUAUCAUAUAAUGUGCUUGUAAUAAAUGUUAAUCUUUUCCUAUUAA